Molecule: messenger RNA, 396 nt
Organism: Symbiodinium sp. CCMP2456
Lineage: Eukaryota; Dinophyceae; Suessiales; Symbiodiniaceae
Source: the annotation of a GenBank genome assembly
AUGAGCAUUCUGCUACGAUCCUGCUGCGAGUAUGAGGAGUGGCUCGGCGACGGAUCCGUCGAACGAUCCAUCCGCGCGCUCGCCACGCAGUUUGAUCUCGUGGCGCUCACUGAAAGGAUGAGCGAAGGACUGGUCACCUUGGGUCGGCUUUAUGGACUGUCGGCCUGGGACAUGGCGAUGAUCGGCCGGGAAGUGGGCUUCCGGAACGAGGGGUCCAGGAAGCUGGACUGGAUAGACGAAGAGUAUCGACUCGCCACGUACAUUGGCAACAAAAGCACCGAGAUCUACAGAUUCGCGGAGAAGCUCUUCCAGAAGCAAGCUCUGAGUCUCUUCGGAUCCCAAGAGCGCUUGAAGAACGCCGCCGCCACCCUGGACGCGUUGAAUCCGAUGCCUUAG